AUGCCGCGCCAUGUGCUGCCUCCACCUCACACGAUUCCGGCGCUAUCGACUGUGCCUAGUCACUAUCACAGUCUAGAUCUGGAUGCCAUGCAUGAGAGGAUCUCGGUUUCUGACACCUGUGGAGUGGAUUACAACCUAGACGGCGGUGUGGAGUUUCGGGUCGGACACAGGGAGGCUCGGAGGUUUGGUGGACCACGUAGCUGUCUGACACCCACCAUGUCUCAAGACCAUCGUCAAUUAGAUAGCAGUCUCAUCUGCAGAGUCAUAUUGCCAUUGAUUCAGUCCAACCCGUCUGUGAGUAUCCCGGUCUUGCAAGGUGCGGUCCAGGCACUGCAGAGCUGUUUCCCCGACACCAUAUGUGACCUACGCGUCAAACUGUACUACGAAGGACACCUCAUGGUGCGAGACUGCUGCAUGUUCGACAAAGUAUUUUGGGCUUUUUUGUCAUGUGUGGAGGCCUUCAAGCAUUGCAAGCCAUUUGUCUUUGUAGACAGCACACAUCUCUAUAGCAAGUAUGGUGGAGUGUUGCUUAUAGCGGUGGCGAAAGACGGGAACAGCAAUAUACUGCCAAUUUCUUUCGCCAUUGUUGAGUCUGAGAGCACCGAGUCAUGGUCAUUCUUUCUUACUAAUUUGAGGCGUCACGUCACCCCACAAGACGGCUUACUGGUUAUAUCGGACAGAUCUCAGGCCAUCAAGGCCGCCCUAGCAUCCGAUGAUAGUGGGUGGCAUCCCCCUAGGGCUUUCCAUGAUUACUGUAUCAGACACAUGACAGUGAAUUUCAUGAGCCGGUUCAAGUUAGCCGAGGGCAAGCGAUACCUCAUAAACGCUGCUUACAGUCCAAGUCAGGCCGGGUUUGAGUGGUACAUGGAUGUAUUGAGGGGUGUCUCCUUGGCGAUGGCGGACUGGGCUGGUCAUUUCAGAAAGGAGAUUUGGCUUCAGCAUUGCGACAGUGGUCGGAGGUUUAGUCACAUGACCACCAAUUUGUCCGAGUGCAUCAAUGCUGUGUUGAAGGGGACCCGCUACUUGCCUAUUUCAGCUGUUAUACGUAUCACGUAUGAGAGACUGCAGAAGUUGUUUGUUACGAAGGGUAGGGAAGCGCAGAGCCAGUUGGUGGCUGGGAACCGCUUCUCACAGAGACUCUUAGUGGCCAUUGAGAAGAAUAGGAAAGGCAUUCCGAAGAUGCAUGUGACACAUUGCGAUAGGUGGGCCUCUUCUCUUCACUAUCCGUGCCGGCACGCAGUUGCCGGGUGCACCGCCGCUAGCAUUGAGUGGGUCCCGUAUGUAAAUCCAAUCUACCGGCAGGAAGCUGUGUUCAAGGUGUAUGAGAUGGAGUUCCCACCCAUUCCAAAUGAGUCGUUGUGGUCGGAGUGGCAUGGAACGAUGAUGUGUCCUAACCUAACCAUGCGGCAAAAGGCGACCAGAAGACCAGUGUCCACCAGAUUCCGAAACGAUAUGGAUGAUGUCGAGCAUCAAGAGAAGCGGUGUGCCUUGUGUAGGCAAGUCGGCCACACUAGACGGGGUUGCCCUAACCAACCCACCGGAGAUGCCUAG
Molecule: messenger RNA, 1551 nt
Organism: Arachis duranensis
Lineage: Eukaryota; Viridiplantae; Streptophyta; Magnoliopsida; Fabales; Fabaceae
Exons: 5
Coding region: 1-1551 (516 amino acids)
Molecular function (GO): nucleic acid binding; zinc ion binding
Source: RefSeq, a predicted model, not a curated record